AUGAAGUCUUUCUUGGUUGUUGCUGCGGCUCUGGUGGCCUCGUCGCCAGUGGCCUGCUUUGCAAAAACGAUCAUGGACUACCUUCGCACCGAUGACAGGCUGUACGAAGCCAAGGCAAUCGCAGAAGAAGCAGGUAUUCUUGAUGAUGUGGACCCAAGUCGUUUUGGAACACAGUUAACAUUGAUGCUCCCGUCAAAUGAGGCUUUUGACCAGCUCAACGCUGAUCGUCCGAAGUGGCGCCAAGCACUCAUUAACAACAAACAGAACGUUGAGACUCUCAUCCUUUUCGCGGCAAGUGAUAUGGUGGUUACUCCAGCAUCUAUCCGAAGCGGCAAAUGGGAAGCGGAAGGCUCCAUUGUUUCACUGUUGUCUGAGACCGCCAGCAUCGCAUCCGAUGGCUAUGUGUGCGUCAGCGACUACACCAGAACUGCCUCUUGCGACGACCCUGAUAGCUUGCCAUGCUGUGCAAUGAUCGAUCUGGACAACGUGAUGAAAGCUGAUGACGGAUACAUUUACCUAAUAGACGCUGUUAUGAUGCCUCAAGAGAUUGUUGACAAGCUGCCGUGA
Eimeria necatrix is the source of this 567-nucleotide messenger RNA. RefSeq lists its product as hypothetical. Bases 1 to 567 code for a protein of 188 amino acids. The transcript has 3 exons. NCBI's taxonomy places the organism in Eukaryota, Apicomplexa, Conoidasida, Eucoccidiorida, Eimeriidae. The record is from RefSeq and is a predicted model, not a curated record.